CUAUGAAAUAUUUCACUCCUGCUGCUCCUGUACAGCUAUCAGUGGAAGCUAAAAAGUUAUAUGUUGCUGGUCAGAAGAGCCCAGAAGCAGUGUGACUGAAUUAGAUACUAAAGACUCCCAGCGUACUUUCAGCACAUACACCCAAUUUAUCCCUUCAUUGACCGGCGAGAGUUUGAGUUUAACGCGUUUAAUUAGCAGCUAGGCGAAAUACUUCGGACAAAUGUCCCUUUCUCGGCUCUGUAUCACACUGUGCUUGCGCUCGGCUGCCAGUAUCAUCGAGGUGGCUCCUUUGAACCUGGCUCAGGCACAUCGUGGGAGCUUUAUCAGGUUGCGUUGGGGUUAUUCCCGGAGAUUUUGGUUCCGCGAGAGGCCUUAUUGAACAUUCAGGCAGUAACUGCGAUGGCUAUAUUUGCACAUUCCUCGUGCGGUGUCCAGAUCAGUCAUAUGUUGACUGCCGAAGCUGCUAGGAUGGCACAGUCAUCCAGCCUGAGCAGAGCAACCUGCGACAGUGAAAAUGUUGCUGCAUACCAAAAAACCUUCUGGGUUACAUAUAUACUGGAAAAGACGCUCUCUUUUGCUUGUGGCAGGCCUUCUGUCUUCGUUGAUGCCGAUAUUGGGACGCCUGUCCCAUAUGCUCCAGAGGCAAUAUUCGGAACCUUCGAUUGGUUUCUGGCGAUGGCUCGCUUUAGUCGACUCCUGUCCAAUGCAUGCGUCUCCCUGUUUUCAAUAAGUACGACCUUAGUGCCUGCUAGCGCACUACAUGCUGCCAUUGACGCGUAUGUACUCGAACUGAAAGGCUGGAGGGAGUCUAUUCCAGAGGAGUUUCGCCCUGGCAACCUUUUCCCGCCGUCGAAGAUCUCAGACGAUACAUACAUCUCGAUGGCUCUAAGACUCAAUUACCAUUACUACAGUGCCGUGAUCGCGUUAUCCAGGCUCCGCCUGAAUCUGCCACCCGCCAACUUCUAUCAACAAGUAACGGAGAGCAAGAACGUGUUACUGGCAGCCUGCAGUAGGAUCAUUGAGCUGACAAGAUAUAUCAACCUAGAAAGCUAUACUCCGAUCUGGGUCAUGCUCUCCGUGCCUAUGUCAGCUUCGUUCAUACUCUUCGACUUCAUUGUACACAACCCAACCCAUCCAGACACGAAGCGCAAGCUUCCCCUACUAAGCAUUGCCGCGGGCUACUUUUGCCAUUUGGAAUACGCCUCUGGUGGCACCCUCCCGACCUCACUUCUCUCUGGGAUGGCGUCCAUUGCGCGGGACUUUAUCCGGGACACAGAGUACGGCAGCGCUGGUGGGACGACAGGUAGCGAAUCUCUUGAUGAUAUUCUUCGGCAACCAAUGACGAUUUCGCCGCAACAUCGAGACCCUCUGUUAGGCUUGGUAAGUUUAUCAGAUAUACUUCGAGUGUACCUUGUUCUAAUGCUCCGAUUUGAUAAGGGAGAGCCAGGUCAAUCAGAUGAUACUUUUGCAGCUAACCCGGGAUCAGAGUAUCUCUCUGACCCUAUGGACAAUUUGGAUCUGUCUUCGUUGGAUAGGUUAUCAGGUGGCGUCGACUUCAUGGAUUUGUUUGCGGGUGGUUUCGCAGACAGUAUGCAGUACUACUCGCAGAUCGAUUCCGCUUAACGGACAGAUACGAGCGAUCAAAGAUGGUCAAUUAGCACGGCUACUGGACAUCAUUUAGCUGUAGGCCUACCACUUCUGUUCACAUGUCAUCCCUAAGGCUUGGAGCAAUCUUUCAUCCAUUCUUACAAUUGACUGGGUAGUAGUCUGGAACUAUGUCCUUCGAAUACCUCAUCGAGAAUAAGCAGGCUCGGACAGGAAACUCCGGUAGAGUAGCUGGCACUCCAACUAUGCAAGCGCAGCGCCGGAGACUUUCCGGGUUCAAUUCUCAUUCCGGUGUACCCUGGACCUGGAUCGGAGCAGAUGGUUACUAGUAGUAGGCACAGUUGCUGCACCAAGUGGAAAGUUUAAAAUGCCGAAACACCGAAACACCGAAAC
This is a messenger RNA of Aspergillus novofumigatus IBT 16806, 1998 nucleotides long. Its product is annotated as fungal specific transcription factor domain-containing protein. The transcript is spliced from 5 exons. NCBI's taxonomy places the organism in Eukaryota, Fungi, Ascomycota, Eurotiomycetes, Eurotiales, Aspergillaceae. Gene Ontology annotation, molecular function: zinc ion binding; DNA binding. The coding region runs from base 400 to 1623 and encodes 407 amino acids. The record is from RefSeq and is a predicted model, not a curated record. Gene Ontology annotation, biological process: DNA-templated transcription.